CUUUCGUCCCUCUCUCCAAUCUGCACAGGUACGACUAAGACAGGGAGGGAGGGAGAAGGAGAGAGACAAAGAGAAAGCAAGAAACAAAAGAGUGUCCCUAAAGCAAAGAAGAAUACUACAAGAAAAAAGGGGCACUCGGAAAAAAGGGGCAAUCGGAAAAUUUAUUUUCACACAAGUGGAUAUUAAUUUCUAACCUUAAACUUGAAUCAAACGUUAAAUUCUUCAAAUUUUUUGUUAAUUAAAUCAAACCCAGAAUUUUUUUUUGGAUAACAAUUAUGGAAGGAAAAGGAGCUGCAGUGGCGGCGAAGGGGGAUGCGGGUGUUGUAAAUGUGGUCAAGUAUCCAUUGAAGUUUUGGGAGGUGAUGGGAGCAUCCGGAGUCGUAUUGGGAUUCCUGAUGGGACUUGUGGGCGUGUAUAUGACGAUGCCUGCUUCUGAUUACAGCUUCCUGAAGCUGCCCCGUACUCUUGAAGACCUCCAAAUUCUCAGGGAUCACUUGGAGAGCUAUACUAGUGACUACACUGCACAAGUGCUUAUUGGAUACUGCAUCGUCUACAUUUUCAUGCAGACUUUCAUGAUUCCGGGAACUGUUUUUAUGUCUUUGCUUGCGGGGGCUCUGUUUGGGAUAUUCAAAGGUGUAGCUCUUGUUGUGUUCACUGCUACUGCCGGUGCAUCUUCUUGCUACUUCCUGUCUAAAUUGAUAGGGCGGCCGCUUGUCUUCUCUCUUUGGCCUGACAAGUUAUCAUUUUUCCAGGCUGAGGUGGCUAAAAGGAAAAAACGGCUGCUCAACUACAUGCUUUUCUUAAGAGUAACACCAACAUUACCAAAUACAUUCAUAAAUGUUGCUUCGCCAAUAGUAGAUGUGCCUUACCAUAUUUUCUUUCUGGCAACUGCCAUUGGGAUCACACCGGCUGCUUUCGUCACUGUCAGGGCUGGAAUAGCUCUAGGUGAGCUGAAAUCAGUGGGUGAUCUCUAUGAUUUCCAAUCUAUAGCAACAUUGUUUCUUAUUGGGGCUAUAACUGUUACUCCUACAUUGAUUGGUAGCAAGGGCGAAUAGUAACAUGAAUCAGCUCAUUGUGCCAGUAUUUGUUCCUUGUUAUGUAACCAGUUUUUAGGCAUUUUCUUGUUCUUGUACAUAUAUGUAUGAAAUAAACUUUCAUCUUCAGAGUAGUUUCAGCCUUGGAGGAUAUACCAUUGUAGAUGGGUUCGAAUGAAAAUGGUCAUUGAUUGCGUAUCAGUUGAAAUCCCUGCAAUCUGUCGAUAUUUGCCCUUAUAUUGACUUGCAGCUAAGGGCAGGAGCCACGGCUGAGCAUUGAUUAAAACCAACUUUAUGUAGCCUAAAACCAGUUUUAAGGCUCAGACUUAUUCAUGUGUAUUAUGCAGUUAAUCUC
Molecule: messenger RNA, 1389 nt
Organism: Coffea eugenioides
Lineage: Eukaryota; Viridiplantae; Streptophyta; Magnoliopsida; Gentianales; Rubiaceae
Exons: 4
Coding region: 276-1055 (259 amino acids)
Source: RefSeq, a predicted model, not a curated record